This is a messenger RNA of Balaenoptera ricei (Rice's whale), 738 nucleotides long. RefSeq names its product phosducin (gene PDC). Bases 1 to 738 code for a protein of 245 amino acids. The transcript has 3 exons. Lineage: Eukaryota; Metazoa; Chordata; Mammalia; Artiodactyla; Balaenopteridae. Gene Ontology annotation, biological process: regulation of G protein-coupled receptor signaling pathway. The record is from RefSeq and is a predicted model, not a curated record.
AUGGAAGGAGCCAAAAGGCAAAGUUUGGAGGAAGACUCUGAAGGACAGGCCACACACACAGGACCCAAAGGAGUAAUAAAUGAUUGGAGAAAGUUUAAAUUGGAGAGUGAAGAUAGUAAUUCAUUCCCACCCAGCAAGAAGGAGAUUCUCAGACAAAUGUCUUCUCCUCAGAGUAGAGAUGACAAAGACUCAAAAGAAAGAUUCAGCAGAAAGAUGAGCGUUCAAGAAUAUGAGCUAAUCCACAGAGAAAAAGAAGAUGAAAAUUGCCUUCGUAAAUACCGUAGGCAGUGUAUGCAGGAUAUGCACCAGAAGCUGAGUUUCGGGCCUAGAUAUGGGUUUGUCUAUGAGCUGGAAUCUGGGGAGCAAUUCCUGGAAACCAUUGAAAAGGAGCAGAAAAUAAUCACAAUCAUUGUUCACAUUUAUGAAGACGGUAUUAAGGGUUGUGAUGCUCUAAACAGUAGCUUAAUAUGCCUUGCAGCCGAAUACCCUACGGUCAAGUUUUGUAAAAUAAAAGCUUCUAAUACAGGCGCUGGGGACCGCUUUUCCUCAGAUGUACUCCCCACACUACUCGUCUACAAAGGUGGGGAACUCAUAAGCAAUUUCAUUAGUGUUGCUGAACAGUUUGCCGAAGAAUUUUUUACUGGGGAUGUGGAAUCUUUCCUGAAUGAAUAUGGGUUAUUACCUGAAACAGAAAUGCAUGUCCUAGAGCAGAGCAACACGGAAGAAGAUAUGGAAUAA